Trypanosoma conorhini is the source of this 1590-nucleotide messenger RNA. RefSeq names its product putative TPR-repeat-containing chaperone protein DNAJ,putative. The record is from RefSeq and is a predicted model, not a curated record. Gene Ontology annotation, molecular function: protein binding. The transcript has a single exon. Bases 1 to 1590 code for a protein of 529 amino acids. NCBI's taxonomy places the organism in Eukaryota, Euglenozoa, Kinetoplastea, Trypanosomatida, Trypanosomatidae.
AUGAUUGCCAACGAGGCCAUCGAUCGCAAACGCCUUGUGCGCAUGCUGCAAGGCUGUCUGCCGGAGUUAAAUAUUUCCUUCACAAAAAACGAGGAGCGGGGCAUGCGGCUGCUUGCGUCGAGGGAUUACGGGGGCGCCUACGUCUCGUUCACGCGGGCGCUGCAGCAGAAUCCGCAGUCCAAGAUAGCGUACUACAAGCGUGCCGUGUGUAGCUGGCACCUGUUACUCUACGAUGAAUGUAUUGAGGAUGCUCGCAAGGGAGGCGAGAUCGACUUGGACCUUGUCUCGCUUCAUGGUCGUUCCUUGCUCCUGCGUGAGCGCUACCCGGAGGCGCGCCAAUGUUACGCCUACGCGCUGCAGGCGCUGGCGCCGUCAACGCAGGAUCCUCACAAUGUAAAGUGGUGCACCGAAUCUGGCGCAAUAACGGCCUUGCAGCAGUUCCGUGACUCUGUCAAGGGGCGGAGGUGGGAGGAGGCGUUGCGGGUGAAGGAUGCGGCCAAGCCGCUCAUCGACGGCACGCCGCUACUCCUAUUGGAGGCGAGAGCUCUGCUGCACUUGAGUCCGAAUACGGCGAGGUUGCGUCUUUUGUCGUACGUGCCAACUAUUCCGCGACCUGCCUCCGCCCACACCGAGAUGUCCUGGGAGGAGAAGGAGGCCUGGCGCGGGGUGGAGGAGCACUACCUGCAUGCCGCCGUUUUGCUGGCCCAGGCGAGCGCGUACUGCGGCAGCGCCUUUUUGGAGCUUGCGGCGGCGCUGAUUCAGACCUGCCUGACGAUCAGCCCCAGCUUUGGCCCUGCACUUCUGCUUGGGCACUACCUUGUCUCCCUGGAGGAGAUCCUGUCGAGAGUGAAUUCGCUCUUUGCAAGGGAGCGCUACGCCGAGGCCAUUCCUCUUCUUCAUGAGGGGUUGCUGCUGGACAAAUCCAACCGCCUGAUGUGUGGCGCGUUGUACUGCAUGCGGGCCGAAGCCUACGCAAGCCUUGGGAAUAACAUGAACGUCAUCAGGGAUUGCGCCGCCGCGCUUUGGAUGGACCCCAAGUGCGCCAGGGCGUUUGUCCUGCGUGCGGAGGCCUACCAACAGACACGGCAGCGCGCCGAGGCAGCGGCAGACCGCCUCAGCGCGGUUCGUUUGGACCCGGCCUUGCGACACAUCCUGCGCGGGGACGAGGAGCAGUUUUUGCCGCAGCCGGAGUUUCCUAGAGCCACCUUUAGCGGGCCGGGGGCUCCAAGGCGCCGGCCGAAGUGGUACGACGCCUUCGCAACAGAAACUGGGCCGCCGCCUGAGUCCCCGUCGGCAGAAAAUGGGGCGUCGCGGGGCACAGAGCGUGUGCCCAACUCGGGGGUGAAACAGACGCUUUACGAGAUCCUUGAGCUCCCUCGCGGGGCGAGUAUCGCCGAGGCCCGUGCGCAGUUUAAGAAGUUGACUCUCUUAUAUCAUCCUGACCGAGUGGUGACAGAGACACUGACGAGGCAACAGGCGGCGAUGGAGCAGUUUAAGCUCAUCAACCAUGCCCAUGAGGUGCUGACGGACCCCAGCGAGAAGUUUCUGUACGAUCUUUCCCUCGGCCAGCACUUCUCCCCAGGUCUCUAG